CAUCUGAGAUUCAUUGCCUUUCGGAACGUCGAUCUGGCUGGUUCGAUCGAACAACAUACAGGACUCAUAUUGUAGGUAUUAGCUUUUGAAUUUUAAAAACAGCUUCAACGUAGCACUAGAAAUGGGCUGCACUUCCGGUUGCGUUAAGUGUUUCCUCAACACUCUCAAUACUUUGAACGCGCUGUCGGGUCUGUCUCUGAUAGCAAUUGCUACGUUGGCCCUCUCCAAAGCCCCUCUCGCGUACAUUCUGUUUCUAUAUGGACUUGGCGGCAUCAUCUUCGUUUCGGCUGUUCUGGGAUGCUGUGGAAUCUGCAUGGAGAACGUGUGUAUGACCGCAACGUACGGCUUCUUGCUGUUGGCGCAGCUAAUAAUCAGCUUGCUGGGCAUCUUCCGCUUCAAGUUCACUGAGGAUUACAUAGAGAAGUUCGCCGCCGAGGAGGUUCAGAUGAAAUGGGACCAGGAGCUGGUGGAACCCGGCGCCAUGGACACUUACCAGACGGUGUACGAGUGUUGUGGGCGUGACAGCCCCGACGACUACGUGGCUAUCGGUCGUCAAACCCUGCCGCCCAGCUGCUAUCCCCAGGAGGAUACCCAGAUGCCCCACUAUCUAUCUGGAUGUGUCCAAAAGUCCAGUGAGAACUUUGUGGUGCUCUUCAGCUACGCCCACGAUACCAACUGGAUCGCAGUGGGACUAACCAUUCUGAUGAUGAUUUCCGCCUUUUACUUGGUCGGAAAAUUCCGAAAGCAUCGCAUUCGCUACGGCUACUAAGGACUUUUGUAACCUUAUAUUUUAAGGGCGCUAAAUUGAGGUUGCAGUAAUCAUGUAUAACGUUUCCGAUGAUCCUCGCAGAUAUAAAAGUGUAUCCCGAUGAAACGAAUAUUUUUGAAUGAGUUGAAUAUGCACUUGAAAAUGCAAAGAGUGCAAACCAAACCGAUUAAAAUUUUAAUUUUUAAACUAGCAACUUCCCCUUUCAUAUUUCAUCAUCUUUAUUUUAGGCGUCUCUAGUUUGAAGAAUUUUAGACUUCUAUUUUGAGACUCAAAUUAAACAAAGCAUGUAGUACUUCCAUUUUGAUUGUGGAAGGCACGAUCCUGCUCCUGGCUCUUGCAACUAAGCUAAUCCGCCGAUGGUGGUGGCGUCAUUCAGUGCCGAGUAUCUGACGCAAUCGGGCAAAUUGGUAAAUUGCUUUGAGAGGCUGUAGCCGAUUAGACCAGAGUCCGCUCUCGAUAAGACACACAGUUGGCAAGUGGAGCCAUAUAGUGCUAGCCCCAACUUGAAAUACGCUUUAGUUCUGUGAAGCAUAACCAGCUCCACGCUUCAAGCUUUCCCGCCUCAGUUUCUGUUUGGCUUCCGAGUCACGGAAACCGCACUUGAGUGCCACCUUUAACUUUCUUGAUUUGACUACUGCGAGUGCAGGAAAAAUCCCCUAAAUGAACUUUAGUCACUGGACAUAAAAUAGUUUGCAGGUACCGCCUUAAAAUACUAACAAUAUACUUGGUAACCUCUCCAUGUUGUCAAUGAAAAUCAAUAACAAGGUCAAGAAAUAAUUAUGUA
Molecule: messenger RNA, 1553 nt
Organism: Drosophila yakuba
Lineage: Eukaryota; Metazoa; Arthropoda; Insecta; Diptera; Drosophilidae
Product: protein late bloomer
Exons: 5
Coding region: 122-769 (215 amino acids)
Cellular component (GO): membrane
Source: RefSeq, a predicted model, not a curated record